AUGCCGCCUCUGAAAAGUCCAGCUGCAUUUCAUGAACAAAGAAGGAGUUUGGAGCGGGCCAGGACAGAGGACUAUCUGAAACGGAAAAUCCGGUCCCGGCCAGAGAGAUCAGAGCUGGUUAGGAUGCACAUUCUGGAAGAGACCUCAGCUGAACCCUCCUUGCAGGCUAAGCAGCUGAAGCUCAAGAGAGCCAGGCUGGCAGAUGACCUCAAUGAGAAGAUAGCACAGAGGCCAGGUCCCAUGGAGCUGGUGGAGAAGAACAUCUUGCCUGUGGAAUCAAGCCUGAAGGAAGCCAUUAUAGUUGGACAGGUGAACUACCCAAAGGUUGCAGACAAUUCCUCCUUUGAUGAGGACAGCAGUGAUGCCCUCUCCCCAGAACAGCCAGCCAGCCAUGAGUCCCAGGGGUCUGUCCCAUCGCCGAUGGACUCCCGGAUUUGUGAGCCUCUCCCUACCACCACUGGCACAUCACUAGCUCAGGGUUCAUCCCAAUUGCAGAUUAACACAGACUCCAGUGAAACCCUUUUCCUACCUGAACAGCCACCCCCGCCUCUGCCACCUCCACCUCUUCUGCCUCCUAGUCUUACCAAUGGAGCAGCUCUUACUGCUGCCAAGCCCCCACCAACACUCAUUAAGCAAAGCCAGCCCAAGUCUGCUAGUGAGAAGUCUCAGCGCAGUAAAAAAGCCAAGGAGUUGAAGCCGAAAGUCAAGAAGCUUAAAUAUCAUCAGUAUAUUCCCCCGGACCAAAAGCAGAACAAGGGAGCUCCUCCCAUGGAUUCAUCCUAUGCCAAAAUACUGCAGCAGCAGCAGCUCUUUCUCCAGCUUCAGAUCCUCAACCAGCAGCAGCAGCAGCACUACAACUAUCAGACCAUCCUGCCAGCUCCUCCAAAGCCUCCAGGAGAGCAGCAGAGUGGUGCCAGUGCCCCUGCUGUACGCAAUCUCUCUGCCACGGUCAGCAGCACAUCUUCAGUAUCCUCUGCUUCCAGUGGGCUGAUUCGACAGAACAGUAACGCUGCAGUGGGCAAGCCUGGCCCUCUCCCUGCCAACCUGGAUGAGAUGAAGGUAGCAGAGCUGAAGCAAGAGCUGAAGUUGAGGGCCUUGCCUGUCUCGGGCACAAAGACGGACCUGAUUGAGCGUCUCAGAGCUUACCAAGAGCAGAAUGGUGCAGCCAGCCAAACAAUUCCCACUCCUAAGCCCAGCACAGCAGCUGUCCUCCCAAAAGCUGCCGAGGUGGUGGUACCCUUCCCAGCUGCCCGACUGAGCACAGGGCCAGCCCUGGUCACAACUGGCAUUGCACCAGCAGAAGUAGUUGUGGCCACAGUCACUGGUGGUGGCGUGAUGAAGUUUGGCAGCACAGGCUCAACUCCUCCUGUUUCUCCCACUCCUUCUGAGCGCUCGCAAAUGAGCACAGGGGAUGAGAACUCGGCCACUGGAGACACCUUUGGAGAGAUGGUGACUUCACCCCUGACCCAGCUCACCUUGCAGGCGUCUCCAGUGCAGUUCCUGGUGAAGGAAGAAAGUUCGAAGUCUGCCUCCUGCGGCGUAAAUGCAGCACCCAGGUCAGAGCGCUGCAGCACUGGUAACAGCAGAGAUGCAGAAGCUAGGGACAAAGACCAGAUGCUGCAGGAGAAGGACAAGCAGAUCGAGGAACUCACCCGCAUGCUGAAGCAGAAGCAGCAGCUGGUUGAGAUGCUUAGACUACAGCUAGAGCAGGAGAAGCGCUCUCAGCAGUCACUACCGGCCCCAGCAGCUGCAGGAGAAGGAACAGCCCUUGUCUCCAACCCAGUAGCAUUGGGCACCCAGGUCAAGAGUGAAAACGGUUUCCUGAGUUGCCAGUUUGCAAAGCAAUCCAGUGGCCAAACAGACCAAUUCAGCCCUGCACCAACCACUAGCCAAAUGGACACUUCAGAUCCAAGCCCAGUGCCAAAGAAAGCCGUGAUGGUGAAGCAGGAGGUGCCAGCUGCAGAAGCAGAGCCGCCGUGCCAGUUCCACAGCCCACGGCUUUUCCUUGGCCAGCAAGGGAGUGCCCUGAGUGACCUCAUCAAGAGCACCCCUCCCCCUACCCUCAUCACUGACUCCACAGGGACCCACAUCGUCCUCACCGUGACCAAGCAGAGCACCGAGAGGCAGGGCCUCUCACCCCACGGGAAGGCCGGGAGUAGCUGCCCAGCCUUGCAGCCCUCAUCGCAGCCCAGCUCGCCUGCUGUCCCUUCCCCAUCCCAGAUGGACCAGGAGCAGCAACAGCACACGUCGCUUUUUGGAACUCCUCCACCUCCUCUCCCUGUUCCCUCGGUCCCAAUGAAAGAGCCACCAGGCUAUGAAGAGGCUGUGAAGCAACAGCCAAAGGCCCAGGAGAAUGGCUCUUCCAGCCAGCAGAUGGACGACCUGUUUGACAUUCUCAUCGAAAGUGGAGAGAUUUCUGCCGACUUCAAGGAUGAGUCGUCCCCAGCUGGGAAAGAACCACCCGUGGCCCCAGCCUGCUCCCCACCGCCCAGCAGCCACCAUUCCUCAGAGCUGGCGGUGCCAGUGUCCUUAGGGCAGCCGGUGCCCGUGGGCCGACUGGAGGACUUCCUGGAGAGCAGCACUGGCCUCCCGCUGCUGACAGCAGGCCACGAUGGGCCAGAGCCCCUGUCCCUGAUUGACGACCUCCACAAUGAGAUGCUGAGCAGCUCGGCCAUCCUGGACCACCCGCCUUCACCUAUGGACACCUCGGAAUUGCACUUUGCUCACGAGCCGUCUGGGGGCAUAGCCCUGGAUCUGGCUGAGGCUAACUUGGAAAGCAUGGACUGGCUGGGGGUGCCCGGGGGUUUUUUCUGGCUCCCCUGAGCACUGCAGCUCCCAGCCUCUUUUCCACAGACUUCCUUGAUGGACACGAUUUGCAGCUGCACUGGGAUUCUUGCUUGUAACUCUGUGAGCAGAGACUGAAGGGAAUGGGAGUGGGAGGGCACGGGCAUGCAGGGGGAAGAGGCCAGUCAACCAAAAAAAACCCAAAAAACAAAA
Molecule: messenger RNA, 2997 nt
Organism: Antrostomus carolinensis (chuck-will's-widow)
Lineage: Eukaryota; Metazoa; Chordata; Aves; Caprimulgiformes; Caprimulgidae
Gene: MRTFA
Product: myocardin related transcription factor A
Exons: 12
Coding region: 1-2823 (940 amino acids)
Biological process (GO): smooth muscle cell differentiation; positive regulation of transcription by RNA polymerase II
Cellular component (GO): nucleus
Molecular function (GO): transcription coactivator activity
Source: RefSeq, a predicted model, not a curated record